UCUGGCCAAGGCUAUUUAGUUUUUCCAUUUACGGCGCAACAUGGCAGAACGAGAAUCCGAGCAAAGAGUCACAGCAUACAGGCCUAGUGAUGAUGAGGAGAGAGACCCAGAGGAAGACUGUUUGCAGGAUCCAGAUAUGGUCAUCAAACACCCGUUACAAAACUCAUGGGCUAUGUGGUUUUUCAAAAAUGAUAAAGGCAGAGACUGGAAAGACAACCUACGGGUCAUAACCACAUUUGACACAGUUGAAGAUUUUUGGGGUUUGUACAACCAUACACUCCCGGCUAGUAAACUUCCAACUGGAUGUGAUUACAGUGUUUUCAAGGCUGGUAUUCAACCUAUGUGGGAAGAUGUUCAGAAUAAAAAAGGAGGAAGAUGGCUUAUAAAUUUAAACAAAACACAACGACAGACUCAUUUAGAUGACUUUUGGUUAGAAACUCUUCUUUGCUUGAUUGGUGAAGGGUUUGAUGAACAUUCAGAUGAUAUCUGUGGAGCAACUGUCAAUAUUAGAACUAAGGGAGACAAACUGGGUCUUUGGACAAGAGAUGCAUCAAAAACAGAGGCAACCAAGAAAAUUGGACAAAAGUUAAAAGAAUCGCUAAAUGUGCCGUCAAAAAUAGUCAUUGGAUUCCAGGCACACUCAGACACAGCAGGCAAGGCAGGUUCAACUGUGAAGAAUCGAUUUACUGUAUAACACAGGCUAAUUUUUAGUGAAUCAACUAAUUAGCUAAUGAGAGAAAAACUACUGUCUCUUUUUACAUUUGUAAAAAUAUACCAGAUGAUGCAUUAUUUUUCUCUCAUUGGCUCUUAUGCAUCAUUUAUUGAUGACUCAUUGCGACCUAAGCAGUUAGAACAGCCUGUGGUGUGUAUAUUAUGUAAUGUAACAGGCUGAAAUGAGACAUUGUUACAAAUCAUUUAUUUAUUAAAUGCUUGCACAUUUCAUGCUUUUUAAAUCCAUUGAUAUUUUAACAUUUUAAAAUGAGAGGAAUCACUUAAAAAUUUGAUUUUGGAAAGUUUUAUUUUGUAAUCAUUAGUUACUAUUUGUGUUUCUUUAAGUUUCAAGUUCUUCAGUGUGCAUAAUACACUUCCAUCAUUCAGAGUUAUGGACAGUGCAUUAUUCAGUUUGGACAUACAUGUAUAUAACAACUAUGAAUAAUUAUAGUCCUACUUUUUUUUCCUUAUCUGGUAUCAGUUUUUAUUUACUCAGUAGCAUACACACUGGAAGAUAGGUGUUUUUACUGUAUUUACCUAAACAUUGUACAUAACUUUGUUGUCACUGAGGUACACAAGCAGUUUGUAAAUGUGAUCAGUGUGUGUGGUAUGUAUUUACUCAUUGAUAUAAUGCUGACAAUACAUGCUAGUUGAUGAAAAGGGGCAGCUUGCAUGCCUUCCUCUAUUGUCCUAUUAUAAAUUAGAAUGUAAAUACAUGAAGUUUACUGAACCAUUGACAUGUGAUUUUCUUUCAUCUGCUGUUUGAGCUCCCAAUAACCCAUGAUGUUGACCACCUUUAAGUUUAAUCAAGUAAAGUAUAUUUUUGUUUAUUAGGAACAUGGCUAUUACAAUAUGAGAACUUUUGGCAUAUAUUUGUAAUUUUCUUCUUACAAGUUAAAGAUAAUAUAAUAAUCAUUAGCCUUAUGCUUAGUUUUGUCCCUUUCGUUUUAUCUAUUUUCUUGAGCACCAGAUUUAUUUUGAGUUCUUUUUGUUUAGUUUUUGAUUGUGGAAUUUGUACAAAUGUUAUAAAUGCUGUCUGCUGAUUAGAAUGUUAUUAUUAAACAUUAAAAUGAAUUUAUUCACAAUUUC
Messenger RNA from Physella acuta, 1800 nucleotides. RefSeq names its product eukaryotic translation initiation factor 4E. Gene Ontology annotation, biological process: translational initiation. NCBI's taxonomy places the organism in Eukaryota, Metazoa, Mollusca, Gastropoda, Physidae. Gene Ontology annotation, cellular component: eukaryotic translation initiation factor 4F complex; cytoplasm. The record is from RefSeq and is a predicted model, not a curated record. Gene Ontology annotation, molecular function: translation initiation factor activity; RNA 7-methylguanosine cap binding.